AUGUCGGACAGUGAUAAUGAAGUUGUCGCCGAAAUCGAUAUCGGACACGAUGCACAAUGGCUUGAGCAGCCUAUUGACCCUGGCCUGACCCACCGAUGGACCAUCUAUCUCCGAGGCAAAGAAGGCGGCAAGAUCGAAAAGUACAUCAAGAGCGUCACAUUCAAACUCCACGAGACCUUUCCUAAUCCCCAUCGCUUGUUAGAGAGCGUUCCGUUUCAAAUCACCGAGAAUGGCUAUGCCGGCUUCUUGGUCCCAAUCGAGAUAGUCUUUCGCAACGGACUGACUACUGAGUUGAAAUACGAGCUUCAGUUGAGGAGAAAAGAUAAAAAGCGUCGCAAGGAACGAGAAAGUGGGCGAAGUUCAGAAAAGCUCAGUCCGCUUUCAAAGCAGUUUAUAAAGGAGCAAAAGAUAAAAGAGGAAAAAAUAUCUCCAGAGUACCCACCAAUCCCGAAGAUUUCAAUCAAACGUGAGCCCAGAAAUAGCUCUGAAUACAGAGCGUCAGAAUAUCGAGCGGAUAUCUCAAGCCGGAAAACGGAACGAGUAAAGAAAGAAGUAAAAGUCAAAGAAGAGCCAAAGUCGGAUUUCAAGCACACGUCAAGAAUAGCGAAUAAAGAUAUUUCCGAGCUAAGUGACAAAACUUCGAUUGCAUCUUCUCCUGCCAAUUCAAUGCCCCAGACGCCAAUUUCAUCUGCCCACUCCUACGGUCGUUCUCCUGCUACUGACGCGCCCAAGCAUCGCUCCCCAGCAAGUGUUCUCAGUCACACAGAACAGCAAGAACUUCCCAAGGUUCCUUUGGGCGCGAGUACCUUAGAGAAUCUUCCUUCCGAUGACGGUGAAUUGUCAGACUCCAACUCGUCAGACAGCGACUCCCUGAUCGAAUCAAGCUCAUCUGACGAGUCUGAUGAUGUCGACAUGGAUUUCAUCCAAAAGAAAUUCAUCAAAUUCGCUGAGGACGAGACAGAAGUCUAUGACGAAAAGCUGAGAAAAAUUAUGAACAUUGUUUUCGCCCAUUACGAGUCGCACUACAAGUCUUCCGACAGAUACUGUGAAAACGAAGCUGAUCUCCAAUUCGACCUUACCCUUCUUCCGAAAACAGCGCUGAUCGCGAUCCACAAAGUCAUCACUGAAGAGAUCAGAUCAAGCUAA
Molecule: messenger RNA, 1146 nt
Organism: Oikopleura dioica
Lineage: Eukaryota; Metazoa; Chordata; Appendicularia; Copelata; Oikopleuridae
Source: the annotation of a GenBank genome assembly